Molecule: messenger RNA, 657 nt
Organism: Phytophthora sojae
Lineage: Eukaryota; Oomycota; Peronosporomycetes; Peronosporales; Peronosporaceae
Exons: 4
Coding region: 1-657 (218 amino acids)
Source: RefSeq, a predicted model, not a curated record
AUGGAACGGGUUCGACCAGGACUGACCAAGAAACUAGCCCAUCGGUGGCACGGACCGUUCCGCGAGAAGAAGAAGGUCGACGAGUUUGCGUAUGAGUUGGAAUUACCCGACCGAAGUGGAUACCGGUUCUACCUGGUGGUGCAUGUUUCACGACUCAAGUCAGUGGACGAAUUCGAAGGCCGACCGAGGACACUCGUCUUGACUUCGGACGCGGCGGCAGGGUCGCGCAAGCUCAGCAACCUGGCGUCACUGUUUCUCGAACCGGGAUUCGUGUCACCCGGCGGUCAAGAGUGUGGGAGUUUGAUCCAGAACGCUAGCAAGGGCGAUCUCGGGCUGGCCCUGUGGGAGCGUCGUCAUUGGAUUCGGGCGAAGGCCGUCAAAGCAUCCAUUAACAACCUCGCUCCAACACUCGGUCACCGCAACCCGUUGGUUGUGAAGUUUCGCAAUAAGUGGGCCAAGGAGGCUGUAGCUUCGUCGGUCGUGAUAGAGCCGUCGUUGCGGACGUCGAUGGUCGUUGCCCCGUGGGUCGCCGAGUUUGCUGCGGCUCAUGAAGCUCGCUCUCCUAGCCCCGACGAGGAGACCAAGGAGUCGGAUGAAGGGGCAUCCACUACGGAGUCGAACCUUGGCGUGCUGGCUCAGGCUGCGUCGGAGAUCUAA